This is a messenger RNA of Oncorhynchus kisutch (coho salmon), 1762 nucleotides long. RefSeq lists its product as uncharacterized. The record is from RefSeq and is a predicted model, not a curated record. The transcript has 5 exons. NCBI's taxonomy places the organism in Eukaryota, Metazoa, Chordata, Actinopteri, Salmoniformes, Salmonidae. The coding region runs from base 200 to 1366 and encodes 388 amino acids.
GCCCAAUGUUGACGUCAUAUUCUAGGCGCGAGUGCAGACUGUACACUUCCUUUAUUCCAUGAGUUUUUUGUACAGUAUUAUUUUAAAUUUUUAUCUCUCAACUGGCAAAUUCUUGUUGUUUCUAACUUUAGAAUUUGUUAAAGACGUCCCUCUUUUGUCGAGGACAUGGAUUUCUCGCUGGCAGAUGCCAUAGCUGACGAUGUCCCGGGCCAAGCUGAGAAAGCGGCUAACCCCAACCCAGCCGCCCCCAACGCCCCUCCGCCCACUAACCCAGGAUGGCCUGGUGCGGCCCCCGGAGCCCCCACACAGCCCUCUGCUCCUGGGGGAUUCCCUGGGGGGCCACAGUCUGGUCCAAGGGCCCCAGGGCAGUUCCCUGGAAGUCAAGGACCCUUCUCUUCCGGUCCCGGAGCACCAGGGCAGUAUCCUGGAGCUCCCUCUGCCCCUGGUGGGUUCCCACCCGGCCCAGGGGUACCGGCACAGUACCCAGCUGGGCCUGGAGCCCCGGGACAGUGCCCAGCUGGGCCUGGAGCCCCGGGACAGUACCCAGCUGGACCUGGAGCCCCGGGACAGUACCCAGCUGGACCUGGAGCCCCGGGACAGUACCCAGCUGGACCUGGAGCCCCAGGACAGUACCCAGCUGGACCAGGAGCUCCGGGGCAGUACCCAGCUAGGCCUGGAGCCCAGGGACAGUACCCAGCUGGACCUGGAGCCCCGGGACAGUACCCAGCUGGACCUGGAGCCCCAGGACAGUACCCAGCUGGACCAGGAGCUCCGGGGCAAUACCCAGCUGGGCCUGGAGCCCCGGGACAGUACCCAGCUGGACCAGGAGCUCCGGGGCAAUACCCAGCUGGGCCUGGAGCCCCGGGACAGUAUCCAGCUGGGCCAGGAGCUCCGGGGCAAUACCCACCCGGGCCUGGAGCACCUGGACAGUUCCCUGGAGCCCCCAUGCAGUACCCGUCUGGACCCUUCCAAACUAGCCCCGGAGCACCAACAGGACCCUACCCCAAUGUGCCUUACCCAGGAGCCCAGCCUGGUGGGGGGAUGUAUGGGCCUGGAGGUCCAGGAGCUGCCUUCUCUCCUGCAGGAGGCACCUUCCCUGGUGGAGCCUUCCCUCCCAUCCCCCCUGGAUCAUGGGGUCCUCGCGGUGGUGGAGGCUUCCCUUCCCAGCCCGGCCACCCAGGGCCCAUGGGACCAUACGGGGGGCAAGCAGCUCCAGGAGGCAUGCCGAAACAGCACUGCAAUAACAUUAUACUGGUCUGAGGUGUUUUCUGCAGGGCGCAAACCGCAAAAGACAAGCCCAGACAUAAUAUACCAUAUCCACCACAUUUUUGAAAGCACUGAACUCUUCAGAUUUUCAGUCCGAUGAGGACACCAAAGCCACAGAAAAUCACCUUGUGGUUUGGUUUAAGAACUACAAGAAAGCAGCAGCAUCAUGUAUUUGGUUGAAGAGGUUUUUACUAGCUAAUACCUGGGGGAAGGGGAAGGGGGGGGGGGCAAUAAUGUUUGCUGUCAUUCAAGUGCAAUACAUAGCCUCGGCUUUUUGUGAAACAUCACAUUUUAUAUUAUUUCACUCUUAAACUUUCAUUAAGUCACACUUGUCUUUUAUAAUAGCAUUUAUUUGCUACUUUCAAAAAAAAAAUAAAAAAUUUAAAAGCCAAACAUCAUUUGGGUAGUAAAUGUCCUGUACGUGUGUGUUUUGCCAGCAUUGAUAAAAUGUCCAAUUGUGUUUAAAUAUUUGAAAUAAAGAAUUCUAUCACUUGUG